Aspergillus mulundensis is the source of this 567-nucleotide messenger RNA. RefSeq lists its product as uncharacterized. The record is from RefSeq and is a predicted model, not a curated record. NCBI's taxonomy places the organism in Eukaryota, Fungi, Ascomycota, Eurotiomycetes, Eurotiales, Aspergillaceae. The coding region runs from base 1 to 567 and encodes 188 amino acids. The transcript is spliced from 2 exons.
AUGCAACGCGUCCGACACCGGAAUCAAGAUCGUAUACUACAGGCGAGGCGAGAUUCCCCCAUCGAAAUUCAAGGGCCCAUUCGACAAGGAACACCAGAAGCGACUGGCUGCGUGGUCGUUCGAAAAAGCCCAGGAAGAUCGUCCGCGCUCCCCGGAUCUAUCACUUUCACCUUGUACGACCCUGCCGGACUAUCUACUUAUCUACGAUCCCGGGAGGAUGCCGACCCAGUUCCAGACCAGGCCCGGCCCAGGUUACCAGGGGUGCAUCUGUCUAGUGAAGCGACGCCGGCGGCCUACCAUGACGAAUUCAUCCAAGAUCGACAGGCAACUGCAUCCUUGUCUUCCAUCACCGCUGUUGAUCCAGAAAGCUUCAGCGACUCAACAAUGACGCUCUUCCUCGAUCCUCUUGAAGACGACUCCCCAAUAAAAUCCAAGGAACCCAUCCGCAAUACCGCGCCGCACAUUCGAUCGGGUACCACGUCGGCCUUACCGACAAAGGGUAUGCCCUCGCCGUUCGCCCCGGACGAUCUAUCACAUGCGUUGAACGCUGUACAGAUCUGUUCAUAA